AUGGAUGAACUUUGUCGUGAAUCAAAAGCACAAAAAAUAAAAAAAAUAACAUCGGAAAAUGAUAAAAAUAAAAAAGAUUUUACUGGAUCUCAAGUUAAGGGUGGUAAAACAUCAUCAAAAUCAAGUAAAAGAAUGUCUAAAACGGAUGAUUCGAAAAUGGCAUCCUCACUAGAAUUGGAAAAAAAUGAUUUAUUCAUCGGCGAACGUAAUCUUCAAGAAAUACUUAAUCCUUUUUAUAUAGAAACUAAAAUUACGUGCGUUAUAAAAAUAAACAACAGCAACAGCAACAACAGCGGAUCUGAAAACGAUAGAACAGAAACGCAUAAUUUAAUACUUUUAUGUCCGACAGUAAAACCGAAAUUUACAUAUUUAGGAACGAGUCAAGAAAUUAAUUUUAAUAAAGUUUUUAUCGGUACGAGUGCUAGAGCUUUUAUUCAAAUACAAAAUAUAUCAUUUGAAAGAAUUUAUCCCGUUAUAAGUCUUUUAAAUCCCGUGGGAUCGUUUAAAUCUUAUGUGGGACUUAAAAAAAUCGAAGUUGAUCCCGAACAUAUUUGGUGUCAACCCUUAACGUUUACACCGUUGGAAAACAAAGGAGUUGUAAAAUAUUUCGAAGUACAUUACGGAUCGACAAAUUUAUUUCUCACCGUGAAAGGUGAAGCAAUAGUACCACAAUAUAAAAUGAUACCUAAUUUUUCCUGUUGUAAAAUUUAUUCGAAAUCCGGGACAAGCGAAGAAAUUAAAUUCGAUGUGGAAAAUUUGAAUCCGAAAGCAUUGAAUUUACAAUUCGUAUUGAAUUUCGUUAAAGAAGGCGUUGAAAACGUGGCGGAAGAUAAUACGAUUGUCAAAACAUCGGAAACGACAAAAAAAGAAUCGAGUCCGGAUAAGGAAAAAAAAAAAACAAAUAAAAAAACGGCACAAGAAAAAUCAAUUAAUAAUUUUUGGGAUGAACUACCGGAAACGAUUUCAAAUCAAAUAAAUAAAUAUAAAGACGUUACAAACGAUAACGAAUCGUUAAAAAUAUUUCAUUUGAUGGGAGUAAAUGAUAAUGAUGAAAUAAGGAUAUAUCCCAAUGGUAAAUUUACGAUGAAAAUUAAAUUUUCACCGCCUGCUAGUAAAAGUGAAAAAGAUGAAACAAACGAAGUUAAAAAUUACGUUGCAAGUUAUAAAAUAUUAUUGGAAAGAUCAGCCUUUUUAAAAGAAAUUUACGUGGUUGGAACGGUCAUUAAGGGAAAAUAA
Molecule: messenger RNA, 1236 nt
Organism: Pediculus humanus corporis (human body louse)
Lineage: Eukaryota; Metazoa; Arthropoda; Insecta; Psocodea; Pediculidae
Exons: 4
Coding region: 1-1236 (411 amino acids)
Source: RefSeq, a predicted model, not a curated record